Messenger RNA from Leguminivora glycinivorella, 584 nucleotides. RefSeq lists its product as uncharacterized. The transcript is spliced from 2 exons. Bases 227 to 574 code for a protein of 115 amino acids. The record is from RefSeq and is a predicted model, not a curated record. NCBI's taxonomy places the organism in Eukaryota, Metazoa, Arthropoda, Insecta, Lepidoptera, Tortricidae.
ACGAAGGUCAUGGACUUCUCCGCCACCAGUGUGAGAGUUAGGAUUUUGAGGGCCAACAUCACUCAACAACCCUCAGAACCUAACAAUGAAGAACCCGAACUGAGAAAGGAGGGCACGGCACCGAGCGGCGUCAAUACGGAGGAGAAGGAGGGUAUGGACGUCGUCGACGGGGGCGAGCUCUCCGAGUAACAGUCCGGGGACAACAACACUACACACAACUAUCACUAUGAACACACAAAGAACACUACACAAGCACCUACACACAAACACACACACAAACAUAUGCCAAGUAAACCUCCAACACUGCAAGGACGCAAUGUCUGAGCUAGGACAAUAUGUUAGGAGGGCCAAAGUUGAAAUAGCACUGCUGCAAGAACCUUAUGCAUGGAGGAACCGGGUGGCAGGCCUGGGACAUCUGGGGGGAGCUCUGUACUAUGAGGGAAAUGAGACCUUGUCGUGGUGGAGACCUACUUCAUCAAUGACGAAGGGAAGAGAUGCAAGGUGGCGCUGGCGUCCUGCUAUCAGCCGGGCGACGCAGAGACACCUACAAAGGAAUUGGAAGAGACGGUUCUGAGGUAUAGAGG